AUGAAACUGCGAAGGACGACACCCGCAGAUCCUGCUGCCGGAAAGGCCAGCGUCAGGAAGGGGAAGAAGAAGGGGACUCCAAAAUCAGAAGCGACCACCGUUCCCCCCACCCCAAUGUCUGUGAAACGGAAAGGCAAGGAGAAGCUCACGGAGUGGAUACCUUUGGAGCUGUCUCCACGUACUCCAGCAACCGGCGGCAGACGACCUCGACGAUCAGAAAAUAGCACACCCGUGGUGCUCGGCGAGCCUCGACCUCUCGGACUGGGGAUGGCUACGAGGAGCGCAAGCCGGAGGAGGGAGAUGGGACUCGCUCCACCGGUUUCAUCUGCGUCGAGCCCGCCUUCAAGUCCACGGCUGAAGCCGAGCCUCUCAAUGCAUCUCAUGUCCCCUCUCUCCCCUCUUUCGUCUGCGCCUCCGUCUCCGCUGUCAACCCCUCCGACAUCUCCUAUAGGAGAUGACAACAUGGAUGUAGAUACCCCGAUCCCGCGAUCAACCGACGUCGAGAUGUCUACCAACAACGAUGUGUGUAUGGAAUGCGAACCCUCGAAUACAACCCUCGAGAACACACCCUCAACACCUUCCCCCACGGUGUCGCCUAUGUCGUCCGAGUGCCAAACUUCUGCAGCAACUACCCCUUCCAUCCAGCCUACACCACCACCGCAACUACGCAGCCGAUCGUCUACGUCGCCGCCUUCGAGACUGCAGGAACUCAAGUUUGACGAUACGGAGAUCAUCCCACACGUCGAGCCCCCGCGAGUCAUUGUGUUGGAGGAACACGUCGGGCAACCCGAACCGUGUUCUAAUAACGGCGAAAUGCUGUAUGAGGACACUGGCAAUGACGAAAAUACAAAUAUCUACCGCUCUGACUCGAAUACGACGCCUGGGUCAGCCUCGAGUGUCGGGUAUGGGUUCGAAAUGGACGCCAGUGAGAGUAUGGAAGGUGGCUCAUAUUACGAUGAUUAUUCUCAUAAUCGUGAUGGUGGAGACCCAAGAGGGUACAAUGAUGGGUAUGACUGCAGUGGUUGCAGCAGUUCGUGUGCUCCCCAGCAACCGAAGAUAGAGAAAGGCGAUGGGGUGUGGAAGGUAGCCUGCUCGUGGCGAGUUUGGGAGAUCCAACGUCGAUAUACGCCAGAUACGAUCAGAGCCGUCGUCGCGCAGCAGGCCAACGACUAUUACGCUACGCAUGGCGGGUUUGAUGCUGUCAAUACGAGCAUCAAUGGCCAUCGGAGAAAGCGGAGCGAGGAGGACAACAUUCUGGGGAGCGCUAUCACGAGGAAGGACGAUUCCCAAUACGAUAGCGCUGUCAAAGGCGCGACGCAGAAUGAAGCUCGGUCGCAGAAGGAGCUUGCGAACGGCGCUGUUGCUGGUGGGAAGUGGGGCGGCAAUGGCGCGUUUGGAGAUGACGGGUUAGCGUAUAUGCUGGGCUAUGGGUUUGAGGAUGAGGACGACGAGGACAGCGACGAUAGCGACGAGGAUGACGAAGGGGAGUGUGCUCAGGUAGAAAGCGGGGAUUGUAGCGAGAAUGAGCUGAAGUGGGAGCUGGUUGAGAGAGAUGCCCAGGCUGUAAAGACGGAGGAGGCAGGUGGUGGGGAGAGAAAGUUGAAUAUACAGACACUGGAUCUAGACGCAGUGAGACCGGAUGUCCCAGAGGCGAAGCCAUCUGCCCUUGAUUCGUCGGCCGUACCGCCUUCGAUGGAUAUGUUGCCCGCCAACACGGUUCAGUCGCAGCUGGACGUCGUGACGUCUAGCGAUGCAGUUAUGUCACCCCCUUCAUUCUCUUCACAAUCAUACCCGGAGCCUUCGACGACCAUUGCGAUCCCUCAGCUUCCUACUCCAAUCCCGAUCACGACACCGCCACCAAAAGAAUCCGACCUUACCUUCCCAUCUACUCCGUCCCCCGCGCAGCCGUCGCUCUCCCCAUCCUUCACUUCGUUCCCGUCGUCGCCUACAGCAUUACACCUACCAUUUCCGCCUCCGCGUCUGAGUUCUAUCCGUGUGGGUUUGUUGAGGAGCAUGGAUAUCGACGACUGGGGCGGAGAGGACGAGCCGUUGUCUUCCGGAGCCUCAGGUGAGAGAGGCGCAGGGCGAGCACGGAGGAGGCCUGGGUGGAUUGGAAGAGGGACGCCGGUUGACAGGCGGCGGAGGGCAGAGUGGGCAAACUCGUGGAGCCCGUUGAGUAUGAAGGGGAAAGGCAGGCUGGGGGAAGAGAUGGAUAGGAUGGACGGCAUGCCCGGCGCGCUCAGCAUUGCAAUGGGUAUGGGCCCUGGGAUGGGCGUCCACGCAAGCCCGCCAUUCGAAGAUCCGAAGAGCUGGAAUGAGUUCUUGCGUAGUCUGGACAUGGGGAAUGCGCCUGCUAUGGGUGCGCCGAGACAGGAUAGUAUGGAUAUUGGUCUCGAUACCGGUGUCCCACAACACCUGUCGAUGUCCUUCCCGCCAACCCCCACCGUGUCGCCCCCACCCUCCUUCUCCACUUCGCCCUCGCCGUCACCCACGCUACUUUCACCAACUUCGGUGUUUCCCCCCGCCAAUAACUCUAUCAACGGCUUGAACCAGAAUAACUUGUUUGUGCCGCCUGUUCCGUCAAGCUCGCCUGCCCCCUUUCAGAGUGGACUGGAUCUGAACUUCAGCCGCAAUGGCGAAGGGAUGAAUCUUGUGAACGGUGGAGUGGGCAUGCCUGCCGACGUCAGCUCUAUGAACGGGAUGAAUAUGGGCGUGAACAUGGGGUUGGGCAUGGGCAUGGGAAUGUUUGGCAUGGGUUUGGGUGUCGGGAUGGGCAUUGGGAUGGCUGUCGGCGCGACCAUGGGUGGGAUGGGAGUAUUUAAUGGGGGUGGUGGGAUGAAUAUGGGUAGCGGUGGUGGGAUGGGUGGGAUGCCGUUCCCUGGGCUGGGGUCUGGCGAACAAUUGCCACCUCAACAACAGCAACAGCAACAACAGCAAACCCAGGAUAACAGGACUCCGGAUACAGCUGGAGAAUCCACCAGCACGUUGACUUUCGCAUUGGGAUGA
Molecule: messenger RNA, 3006 nt
Organism: Pleurotus ostreatus (oyster mushroom)
Lineage: Eukaryota; Fungi; Basidiomycota; Agaricomycetes; Agaricales; Pleurotaceae
Exons: 2
Coding region: 1-3006 (1001 amino acids)
Source: RefSeq, a predicted model, not a curated record